Molecule: messenger RNA, 1624 nt
Organism: Anopheles nili
Lineage: Eukaryota; Metazoa; Arthropoda; Insecta; Diptera; Culicidae
Product: P3 protein-like
Exons: 3
Coding region: 104-1480 (458 amino acids)
Cellular component (GO): membrane
Source: RefSeq, a predicted model, not a curated record
CCACAACGAACCAGGGAAAUAGUGAUUUCAAGUAUAAAGAAACAUAAUUUUUUUCAAAGAAUCUGCCUAGUAACGGAAACUGCAAUAAACUCCGUAGAGUGCAAUGGCCUGCCCGCUGUAUAAGCUAUUGCUGUUCAUCGGCCUGCUCAUACUUCAAGUGAUAGCCACCUGUAAAGCCACUCUAAUCGCUGAACAAGAUGAUCGAGUAUCCGAGUUGGGCUGGCAAGUCGUUUAUGAUCCACCUAAGCUCCGUAUGGACAUGGAGACGGUGCAAAACAUAUCCGUCCGGAUCGAUCAUAUUAAAGCGUCGGAUUUGGACGACAUCCACGUGGUGCAGCUAAGAAGCGAACACGAGCACGUGGCUUGGGCAGAAAACGGUACGAUCGUAUUGGAGACUCUCGUCGCAUCCACAUCGUACAACGGAACGUUCAACAUCGUGGCCAACUUUCUGGGGCAGACCAAUUUUUACGUUGAACUAACGCGCAAGUCCGGCACAUCCGAACGCAUCGUGUCCUCUACCCUUCCGGUAACCGUCAUCCGACCUGAGCGCGUCAUCGAUCACGUUUUUACCGGCUCGGUCAUACUGCUCAUAUCGAUCCUGUACAUCAAUUUCGGUGCGGCGCUAGACGUCGGAGCACUAAAGCAGAUUGCACGCCGUCCUAUUGGGCCCGCAAUCGGGUUUAUUUGUCAGUUUGUAUUCAUGCCGCUCCUUAGCUUUGGAUUGGGGCAUUUGCUUUUUCCGAAUAACUACGAACUGCAGCUGGGACUGUUCUUUACCGGCGUUUCGCCGGCCGGUGGUGCGUCUAACAUAUGGACCGUGGCGUUGGGAGGUAACCUAACGCUGUCCAUUGCCAUGACAACGAUCAGCACGCUGGCGGCGUUCGGUAUGAUGCCGUUAUGGUUAUUCACCCUCGGACGCACCAUUUUUGAACGCGCAAAUCUGGUCGUGCCGUACAGUCGCAUCGCCUACACGGCCAUUGGACUCAUCGUCCCCAUCAGCGCCGGAUUGCUCAUCCAACGGUACUGCCCACGAUUCAGCAAGCUGCUGGUGCGCAUUCUAAAGCCCAUGUCCGUGAUACUGAUCCUCUUCAUCGUCAUCUUUGCCAUCGUCACCAAUUUGUACCUGUUUGAGCUGUUUUCGUGGCAAAUCGUCGUCGCCGGAUUGGGAUUACCGUGGAUCGGAUACUGUUUCGGCUUUCUGGCAAGCCACUUGAUGCGUUUGCCCCUCGCCGACUCGCUCGCUAUCUCUGUGGAAACGGGCAUUCAAAAUACUGGCAUCGCUAUUUUCCUGCUCCGCUUCGCACUCGAGCAGCCGGCUGCCGAUCUAACGACGGUCAUGCCCGUAUCCAAUGCGAUUAUGACUCCGUUACCGCUGUUGUUGCUUUUGAUCGGAAUGCGCAUCCACGCACGGACGAAGCGACGAGCUGAAAAUGUACUGAUACCGAAAACCGAAUCCGAUCCAGUGGUGACACCUUCCUAGCGAACGAACGCCAGAUGCAUCAUCCCAUCCCGACACAUUCAGAGCGGCGAAUUUCCAAUGGAAACGGAAAAACUUCCACACAUUUACGGUAGCUCACAGUAGCAAGCAAGUUUUGUACAUCGAAAUACAGAAAAUAUGUUUAUU